Messenger RNA from Anoplophora glabripennis (Asian longhorned beetle), 904 nucleotides. RefSeq names its product tetratricopeptide repeat protein 9C-like. The coding region runs from base 23 to 829 and encodes 268 amino acids. Gene Ontology annotation, molecular function: protein binding. The record is from RefSeq and is a predicted model, not a curated record. NCBI's taxonomy places the organism in Eukaryota, Metazoa, Arthropoda, Insecta, Coleoptera, Cerambycidae. The transcript has a single exon.
UCUGAGUGUUAGUAGAAGUAAAAUGGUCACUUGGACGUCCCCCGACGGUAAGAUCCAAAAAGACAUUUUACAGGAGGGGAAAUGGGGCGACAAACCAUCGGAGGGAAGUCGAUGUACGAUUACUAUAACCGAUAGUCCUUUCCUGGAGGAAUUUACUAAUACCGUCGUGACCGUCGGUGAUAACGAUGGUGACUUAUGGAGGGCUUUAGAUAUAUGUUUAGGCACCAUGUUUGUAGGAGAAAAAUCUAAAUUCUCGUUAAAUUUACACGAUAGCACGAUUACUUUAAUUUUAGAACUCAUAGAUCUAGCGUUUGAUGGUUUUAUUUUCCAAUGGGACGUUUCAAAAAAAUAUAACAUGGCCUUGCAUCAUAAAGAAAAAGGCAACGACUUAUUCAAGAACAAGAACGGCAGAGACGCAGCUUUCAGGUUCACGAAAGCCUUGAAGGUGCUCUCUUCUAUCCCGGUAGACAUCGAAGAACCCCCAGACGUCAUAGACGGCAUACCAUUGUCCGAUAUAAACAAAUUAAAAGCCAACUUAUUCAACAACCUGUCUUCGUGUUACUUCAGGAAUCAGUCGUGGAUGAAAGUCAUAGAUCUGUGUACGAAGGUGUUUGCUUACGAUCCCAAUAACGUUAAAGCUCUGUAUAAAAUUGGAGUGGCUUACCAGAACGACAGGGACUUCGAAAAGGCUAAGAAGGCGUUCUGUAGGGUUUUGGAGCUUGAGCCUGGGAACAAAGCAUGCGCCGAACACUUAGAUUACGUUAGGGACGAGUUGAGACAGGCCGAAAUUAAAGUGAAUAAUAUUAUGAAGAAAAUGUUCGGCGCAUAAACGUAGUGCUUUUUGAUACAUUCAUUCCAGUAAUUAUUAAUCGUAAUGCUAAAUAAAGGUGGAUAUCGUUUGGAA